Miscanthus lutarioriparius is the source of this 870-nucleotide messenger RNA. Lineage: Eukaryota; Viridiplantae; Streptophyta; Magnoliopsida; Poales; Poaceae. The record is from the annotation of a GenBank genome assembly.
AUGGCAGUGCGCGCCAUUCACACGCCGCUGCUCCUGUGCACCAUGGCGCUGCUGCUGACCGGCCUCGUGUCCCCGUCCACCGCCGGGCUCAGCCUCGACACGGUGAGGGAGUUCCUGACGCGGGAGGAAGACACCAUUGUGUUCAGCCUCAUCGAGAGGGCCAAGUAUCCACUCAACCGGCCGGCCUACGCCCCCCUCCACUUCGGCGCCGGCGCCGGCGCCGAGCCCGACCGCCACCUGAACGCCUCUUUCGCCGAGCUCUUCAUCCGCGAGUCCGAGGCCGUUCAGUCCAAGGCCGGAAGGUACCAAAGCCUACAAGAGAUUCCAUUCUUCGCUUACAGAGUUCCUUUCACUCUGGCACCUCUCUACAACUUCACAAGAGAUCUGUAUCCCGCUGCCGCAUUCGUUAACGUUAAUGACGCCAUAUGGAGCAUGUACUUCAACGAGCUGCUCCCUCUGCUGGCUAAGAACGGUGAUGAUGGCAACUAUGCCGUAACUGCUGAUGCAGAUCUUGCAUGUCUUCAGGUGCUUUCAAGAAGGAUCAACUAUGGCAGGUACGUGGCAGAAGUGAAGUUCAGAGGAGACCAGCAGACCUAUACAAGCUUAAUUCAGGCUAAGGAUAGAGAUGCUCUGAUGAAACUACUGACAUCUGAAGCCCAAGAAGACGUGGUGAAGAGGAGGGUAGAGAAGAAGGCAAUUGUGUUUGGGCAAAGCAUAACGUUAGAUGGACCAAUCCAAACAGAUGUCAACAAUAGCAGCCAGGCUAAUUUCAAAGUUGAUCCUUCAGUUGUUUAUAAACUGUAUGACCAGUGGGUGAUUCCGUUGACUAAACAAGUGGAGGUCGAGUACCUUCUCCAUCGUCUCGAUUGA